CCCAGAGACUUGGCUCGUACCAAUAAACUUGCAUUUUCCCCCUUGUUUUUUUGUAGUUAUGUGCGUACUCCGUAGUAAAGAAUAGAUCCCCGGCUUUCCGUCCCACCUUCGAUCUACCCAGAUCUCUCUUUUCUUUCUUACCUUUUGCAUUCGCUUUUUUUGACUGUAAAGUUUGACAUCGAAAACACUCUUUUUUAAAUCCCAUUUGGACUUUUCUUUUCCGGUCCUGUCUUCCUUUGGUGGGAGGGUUUAGUUCAGUUGAGGUCUGAUGCUUGUGUCGCUCGCUUACAAGCUACCUCGAUUGACCACCAUAUCACGACAUCGCCUCAUAUCGACACCGAUUUUUGUAGAGGAUUCAUAUUUUAUCUCGGCGACACCAUGUUUUCGUCGCCGACAGCGUUUGUGGCCCAGGCUGUGCUUCUGGGAGGUCUUCUCGUUCAAUCGGUCGACGCACAGUAUUACAAGAUCGGAACAAAGGAUGAGAUUAAGCAAUCGGCGCGAACACUUGCGUAUGAUCUCAUGUUGCAAUAUGACGGUAACCAGACUGGCAUGAUUCCCGGUAUCUUGCCCGGUCCUCCCACGGAAUACAAGGGCGACUACUACUGGUGGGAAGGCGGAGCGAUGAUGGGAACAUAUAUCGACUACUGGAAGCUCACCGGCGACGAGAGCUACAACCACGUAGUGAUGGAGGGCAUGCUUCACCAAACAGGCGAUGGCCACGAUUACAUGCCCAGCAACCACAGCGCAUCCCUCGGAAACGACGACCAAGGCUUCUGGGGCAUGUCCGCCAUGCUCGCAGCAGAGAACAAAUUCCCCAACCCACCCGACGACCAGCCCCAAUGGCUCGCCCUCGCACAGGCCGUAUGGACGACGCAGGCUAAGCCAGAGCGACACGAUGACGAGUGUAACGGUGGAAUGCGAUGGCAGAUUCCCUUUACCAACUCUGGAUACGAUUACAAGAACACGAUUGCUAACGGAUGCUUCUUUAACCUUGGGGCUCGUCUUGCGCGAUAUACUGGCAAUGAAACGUAUGCGAAAUACGCUGAGGAGACGUGGGAGUGGCUCUGGGGCGUCAACUACAUCGAUCACGAAAAGUGGCUGGUGUAUGAUGGCGGACACGUCGGCAAGAACUGUACCGACAUCAACAAGGCCACCUUUUCCUACAACGCCGCCAUCCUCAUCCAGGGCGCUGCGUUCAUGUACAACUUUACCAACGGUUCCACUGUAUGGGAGGACCGCAUCGACAAGCUCCUCGACGCGACGCUCAAGAACUUCUUCCCCAAGGACAUCAUGUACGAAGUCCCCUGCGAGGGCCGCAAGGGCGCCUGCUCAACCGACAUGUUAUCCUUCAAGGGCUACGUGCACCGCUGGCUCGCCGUAACAACACAAGUCGCGCCCUUUACAGCAGAGCGCAUCCUCCCCGUGCUGCAGACAUCAACCGAAGCAGCCGUCAAGCAAUGCACAGGCGGAGAUUCAGGUCGCAAAUGCGGUUUCUACUGGAGCGGUGGUGAAUUCGUAGAUCCAGCUGUUGACGAGACGAGCGGUGCGGGCGAGCAGAUGAAUGUGCUGGCUGCGGUGUCGAGUCUGUUGAUUGGUGAUGCGGAACCGCCUGCGACGAACAGCACGGGUGGUAUUUCGAAGGGUGAUCCAAAGGCGGGAGAGGAUUCGCAUGAUAAUCCGGAGCCGGAGCCGAUUACGACGGCGGAUCGGGCGGGAGCGGGUAUCCUGACGUUCUUGGUGCUUGCGAGUGCGGUUGGAACGUUUGGAUGGAUGUGUUUUGACUGAGCGAUUGAAAGCUUUUUGAGUAUGGCGUUGGUUUGUAAACAUGUAUAAGAAAACUCGACUGGGCGAGCGAGGAUUAUAUUUUUUUGUUUGUUCUUUUGUUGGAGAAUGGAGUUGGCCCGUGUCCCAGGGAUUGUCAAGACCUUGAUGGGAGAUACCCAGCGAAAGGCAGCAUUCUGAUAGAUAUUUAAAUACAGAUGCUUGAUAAGUUACUCUCAUUUUUGUGCUUGUCUUGACCUUUGGAC
Fusarium verticillioides 7600 is the source of this 2027-nucleotide messenger RNA. RefSeq lists its product as hypothetical. Bases 379 to 1785 code for a protein of 468 amino acids. Gene Ontology annotation, molecular function: mannan endo-1,6-alpha-mannosidase activity. The transcript is spliced from 5 exons. Lineage: Eukaryota; Fungi; Ascomycota; Sordariomycetes; Hypocreales; Nectriaceae. Gene Ontology annotation, biological process: carbohydrate catabolic process; fungal-type cell wall biogenesis. The record is from RefSeq and is a predicted model, not a curated record.